This is a messenger RNA of Triplophysa rosa, 2883 nucleotides long. It is a transcript of the gene anpepb.1, whose product is annotated as alanyl (membrane) aminopeptidase b, tandem duplicate 1. Gene Ontology annotation, cellular component: cytoplasm. Lineage: Eukaryota; Metazoa; Chordata; Actinopteri; Cypriniformes; Nemacheilidae. Gene Ontology annotation, biological process: peptide catabolic process; proteolysis. Bases 1 to 2883 code for a protein of 960 amino acids. The record is from RefSeq and is a predicted model, not a curated record. The transcript has 20 exons. Gene Ontology annotation, molecular function: peptide binding; metalloaminopeptidase activity; zinc ion binding.
AUGGCGAAGGGAUUCUUCAUCAGCAAAACCUUGGGGAUAGUGGGAAUAGUGAUAGGUGCUGGAGCGGUUGCCACCAUCAUCGCCCUCUCGGUGGUCUACUCCCAAGAGAAGUCCCAGAACAAUGAGUUGAAACCCACCUCUGAAGUGACCACCACAAAAGCCCCAACGGUUCCAACGACGGCACCGUCCAACGAACCCUGGGACCAGUGGCGCCUUCCUCAGACGUUGGAACCCGAGUUCUACAAAGUCCUUCUGUGGCCGCGGCUGCAGCCGAACCCUACAACCGGUCUCUACAUCUUCACUGGAAGCUCCAGCGUGGUCUUCAAAUGUGUGCAGGAGACAGACCUCAUCCUCAUUCAUUCCAGUAAGUUAAACAUGACCAAAGAUCCCACGCUGACGGCCCACGGCUGCACACCCGCUCCUUCCAUUAGGUCGACCUGGAUGCAGACGAAAACGCAGUAUUUGGUGAUUCACCUGGAAGGCAAAUUAACUGUCGGGGAAAAAUACGAGCUCCAUACUGAGUUUGUGGGAGAGCUUUCAGAUGACUUGGGUGGCUUCUACCGAAGUGAAUAUAUUGAGAAUGGAGUGAAGAAAGUGGUGGCUACGACACAGAUGCAGCCGACGGAUGCCAGGAAAGCUUUCCCUUGUUUCGACGAACCAGCGAUGAAAGCAGUUUUCAACAUCACUCUUCUACACGAUCGUGGAACCACAGCCCUCUCUAAUGGCAAGGACAUAGAGAGCAUUGACACUGAAGUGGAUGGCGUCGAGGUAACCAGAACAGUGUUUGAUGCCACCAAAAAAAUGUCAACUUAUUUGUUGGCAUUUAUUGUCAGCAAUUUUGGUUUCAUUCAGAAUGGAGAUGAAAAGCCCCUGAUUCGAAUUUUUGCUCGUCGAGCUGCCAUUGAAUCAGGCCAAGGGGACUAUGCGCUGAAUGUGACAGGACCGAUUCUAAGAUUCUUUGAAGAGUAUUAUAAUUCAACCUAUCCGUUGCCCAAAUCAGAUCAGAUCGCUCUGCCCGACUUCAGCGCCGGUGCCAUGGAAAACUGGGGCUUAAUCACAUACAGAGAAACUGCACUUCUGUAUGAUGAAGAAUCAUCUUCAAAUGGAAACAAAGAGAGGAUCGCCACUAUUAUUGCCCAUGAACUUGCCCACCAGUGGUUUGGAAAUCUCGUGACUCUGAGGUGGUGGAAUGACCUAUGGCUCAAUGAAGGUUUUGCAUCCUACGUUGAAUAUCUUGGGGCCAAUAAAUCUGAACCAGACUGGAACAUUAAUGACCUGAUUGUUCUCAAUGACGUGCACCGAGUUUUUGCCAUAGACGCCCUGGCCUCAUCGCACCCCUUAUCUUCCAAAGAAGAGGAGAUCCAGAGACCCGAGCAGAUCAAUGAACUCUUUGAUGCCAUCUCCUACAGUAAGGGGGCGUCGGUUCUUAGAAUGCUGUCUGAUUUCCUUACUGAGGCAGUGUUUACUGAAGGACUCCAAACUUACCUAGAGCAUUUUAAAUUGAGCAACACGGUGUACACUGACCUCUGGGACAAUCUUCAAAUGGCUGUAGACAAGACUGGCACUAAUCUCCCCAAAACCGUGCGAGAGAUUAUGGACCGUUGGGUUCUUCAGAUGGGUUUCCCAGUGGUCACUAUCAACACUACAACUGGCCAGAUCUCACAGAAACACUUUCUUCUGGACCCGGAUUCUGUCGUGGAGAGACCGUCACAGUUUAAUUAUGAGUGGUUUGUACCAAUUAAAUGGAGGAAGAAUACCGUGACAAGUGAGCCAAUUUGGCUUCUGGAGAAAAAUGCUAUAAAGAACGAAAUGAAAACAAAUGCAAAUGAGUGGAUUCUGGCCAACAUCGAUGUGGUGGGAUACUACAGGGUCAACUAUGACCCAGAAAACUGGAACCGUCUACUUAAUGCUCUCCAGACAUCCAAAGACGACAUUCCUAUCAUUAACCGGGCACAGAUCAUUGACGACGCUUUCAACCUUGCUAAAGCAAGAAUAAUUGACAUAACACUGGCUCUACGAACCACGCAGUAUCUUUCAUCUGAAACCGAGUACAUGCCAUGGGAAGCAGCUCUGGAUAACCUGGACUACUUUUAUCUAAUGUUUGAUCGCACUGAGGUUUACGGCCCCAUGCAGGCGUACGUUGGAAAACAGGUUAAACCCUUGUUUGAAUAUUUCACGACUCUUACAAACUGGACAGAUGUCGCAAAAGGACAUACAGACCAAUAUAAUCAGGUCAAUGCACUCAGAGUCGCCUGCAGCACCGGGUUGGAAAAUUGUACAACUUUAGUCAAAACAUGGUUCCAACAGUGGAUGGACAAUCCGAAUGCCAAUCCUAUUAAGGCCAACCUGAGAUCGACAGUCUACUGCAGUGCCAUCGCUGCAGGUGGCGGUAAGGAGUGGGACUUUGCCUGGAACAUGUUUCAAACCGCCGCUCUUGCUUCAGAAGCCGACAAACUGCGCGCUGCACUGGCAUGUGCCACCCAGCCUUGGUUGCUGAACAGGUAUCUGGAAUACACUUUGGAUCCGAAUAAAAUUCGUAAGCAGGACGCCACCUCUACCAUUAUCAACAUCGCAAGUAAUGUGGUCGGACAAUCAUUGACAUGGGACUUUGUCAGGGCCAACUGGGCGUACAUUUUCAAUCAAUAUGGAGGUGGAUCUUUCUCUUUCGCCAAUCUGAUCAACGGUGUCACAAAGAGGUUCUCGACAGAGUUUGAACUUCAACAGCUGAAGCAGUUCAGGGAUGAUAAUUCUGCCAUCGGUUUCGGAUCGGGCACCCUCGCCAUUGAGCAAUCCAUCGAGAGGACUACAGCCAACAUCAAAUGGGUCGCGCAGAACAAGGAAGUGGUGUUGAAAUGGUUCACAGAUGCGGCUAAAACUCUGUGA